This is a messenger RNA of Drosophila willistoni, 2586 nucleotides long. RefSeq lists its product as uncharacterized. NCBI's taxonomy places the organism in Eukaryota, Metazoa, Arthropoda, Insecta, Diptera, Drosophilidae. The coding region runs from base 1 to 2586 and encodes 861 amino acids. The transcript has 4 exons. The record is from RefSeq and is a predicted model, not a curated record.
AUGGGUCUACCAACGACAAACAAAAUUGAUGUGUCCAUCUUACGCAAGGUAUCAGAUGGCACAAAUGAGAUUGUUCGCGGUCUGGAUGCGAUCAAUCAAACAGGACGGGACUGCUGGAUACAAUAUCUGGUAUUGGAAAAGCUUGACGCUGAUACACGGCGCAGGUGGAUUGAGCGCAGCAUGGGCAACGAGGCGCCCACACUGGAGGAAUUCUUCAAGUUCUUAGAUGAUCGUUGUGAGGAAUUAGAGCUCAGCAAACGGGAGAUUACGUUUGGAGGCAAAACGCCGGCGCAAAUCACACACACAAAACAGGCUCAUGUUCUUGGCAAAAUCACAUCAACACUGGAAAGGCAAAACAUUGACGCAUCGGCACUUGAUGUCUUUAGCGAUCUUCAACUCGCUGACUCGGUAUUCACCACAAGCGCUCCAAUUGACGUUCUUUUGGGCGGUGAACACGUUUGGUCUACAAUCACAGGGAAAAAGUUGUACGACAAUACGGGCAAACUCAUUGCAAUAUCAUCGAUUUUCGGAUGGGUCAUCAGCUCUAGAACGAUGCCCGAAGCUAACAACGCUUUCGCUUUGACAUCAUACAUUGAUGUUAACGCUUCGCUCCAGAGGUUUUGGGAGCUAGAGGACAUCAGUUCCACAACCAAAUUGGAACCUGAUGAUGAGCAGGUGGAGAAACACUUUCUCGCUACGCACACUCGAGAUGAAAAGGGGAAGUACAUCGUGGAACUUCCAUUGAAGGUCGCUAAUCCUGAAUUUGGGGAUACUCUACAAGGAGCUCUUAAUCUUUUCCAAUCGGUGGAACGACGUUUACAACAAGAUGCAAAUCUAAGAGCAAAAUAUGUCAACUUUAUGAGGGAAUACUUCGAUUUGGGGCAUAUGCGCGAACUGCCACCAGAUGAAGUCAAUAAUGACCAACGGUUUUAUCUACCACAUUACCCGGUUUUGGGUCGGAAACUGAGAGUAGUUUUCGACGGAUCAUUUUGCGACACCAAAGGCAAAUCACUAAACGAUUAUCUCUUUACAGGGCCUAGCAUUCAACGCGAUCUCUUUGCUGUCUGCUUGCGCUUUCGGAUGUAUAAAUUUGUAUUCUCAGCCGACAUAGUCAAGAUGUUUCGGCAGAUUUGGGUGAACAACAAACACCGCAACUGCCAGAGAAUUGUCUGGAGAAAAAGGCCAUCGGAUCCAAUCAAACACUAUCAACUAUGCACCGUCAUUUAUGGCACCUCAUGUGCACCAUUCCUGGCUGUUAGGGUAUUAGAGCAACUGGCUACUGAUCAUCAGCAGGAAUUCCCGAAUGCUGAAAAAUCUUACAAGAGGAUUUUGAUGUCGACGAUGUGCUCACUGGGUCAAACACUUGGGAAAUGGGUAUCAAACACACCUCGCAUACCAACAGAAGGAACUGAUUCUACACAAUCAUCUCCAGUGAAGGUUCUUGGACUUUACUGGCAACCUGGUCUUGAUACACUGUCUUAUAAUGUUGGUCUAAAAGGAAAUGUCGAUUGUACAAAACGACAAGUUUUAUCGGAUGUCUCACGGAUCUUUGAUCCACUUGGGCUUUUGGCACCAAUUGUGGUCCAAUUCAAAAUACUCUUUCAACAAUUAUGGCUUCUCGAUUUGGGAUGGGAUGACAAACUCCCUAAGCAACUAGCGGACAAUUGGCUCAAGUGGCGAGCAGAUUUGGAUAUGCUACUACACAUUCAAAUACCCCGGUUGGUUGUCAACGACACCGACAACAUUGAAUUGCAUGGAUUCUCCGAUGCAUCGACGAAGGCAUACGCUGCUGUAGUGUACAGCAGAGUAAUCAACAAGGAUGGCUCGAUUUCUACAUCGAUUAUGGCUGCGAAGUCUAGGGUGGCUCCGCUAAAGCAGCAAUCUCUGCCCCGCCUAGAGCUUUGCGCGGCACUGCUCCUAAGUCAACUCAUACGUUCGAUAAAGGCGGCACUUCGACAUCAAAAGGUCACGGUUUUUGCAUGGUGCGAUUCCACAAUCGUACUCUAUUGGCUAUCAUACGCACCCUCUCGACUAAAGACAUUUGUUGGGAACAGAACUUCGGAAAUUCUGGACACCAUUCCAAGGCACUAUUGGCGUCAUGUGGACUCCAAAUCAAAUCCAGCUGAUUGCGCAUCCAGAGGUCUCAUGGCUGCAGACCUAAAGAACUUUCAGUUAUGGUGGAAUGAACCGUCAUGGAUACGUGACGCGGAUCAGUUUAUGGGUCCAUUUGGGGACAAGGGCUCAAACUGUCUUACGUUUGAGGAAAUCACCGCGGCACGCAUUGUAUACUUGCGCCACGCGCAAACCUGCUUUCAGGAUGAUUAUCAAUUGCUACUCGCAAAUAAACCAUUGCGAAGUCGAUCUCAGCUGACUAAACUCUCGCCAAUGAUCGACAAGGACGGACUACUCAGGGUUGGAGGACGCUUGCACCACUCGCAAUUGUCCACAGAGGCGAAACAUCCAGUUUUGCUACCGAAAUCUCAUUGCAUCACCAAGCUGAUACUUGAGUCAACCUGCACCCUGGUGUCUCUUCACUUUUUGUUAUGGUACCUCAAAGAUUCUGGAUAUUUGGCGCAAGGAACUUGA